GGGAUGCACCAUCUACACUGGUAUUCUGGUGGACUACAUGACUGGCCCUUUUGGAGAAAGAAGUUUAUAUCCAAGUGAGUGAAAAAGAAUUCAAGCUUGCAACUGAGUUACAAUCUUUAUACUCUGCUGCAAGUGUUUAGGGAGUUAGCACCAUGGCUAUAAAUAUUGCUGGAGCAGUGUCAAUGGCCGGCUUUUAUCUCCUUAUCCUCACAGUCGGCAUCUGGGCAGCAAAAAGAGCCAAAGAAGUUGAAAGAGCAUAUGAGAGUGAUCGUCCUGAAAUGGUAAUGAUAGCUGGACGAAAAAUUGGAUUCAUUCUUGGCAUUCUAACAACCACAGCAACCUGGGUUGGUGGUGCAUAUAUAAAUGGUACUGCUGAAAUGGUGUAUCGUCCAGAUGCUGGACUGGCAUGGACUGUAUCACCUUGGACCUCUCUCCUUUGUUUGGUUAUUGGUGGGUUGUGUUUUGCCAAGAAAAUGCGAGCUGAGAAGUAUGUAACAAUGUUGGACCCAUUUCAGCUGCGUUAUGGGAAACGGAUCGCAAGCUUGGUGUUUAUUCCAGCUAUAAUCGGUGAAAUAUUCUGGUCUGCUGCCAUCCUUGCAGCUUUAGGUACAACAUCUAGUGUUAUUCUGGACCUUGAUAAGAAGCUAUCAGUGGUCAUUUCUGCUUGUGUAGCAAUGAUUUAUACAUUACUUGGAGGGCUAUAUUCAGUGGCAUAUACUGAUGUUGUUCAAUUAGGAUGCAUUUUCUUUGGCUUGUGGCUGUGUGUGCCGUUCACCGUGCUAAAUCACGCUGUUACUGACAUCAAGAUCACAGCAGUUAAGGAGGUCCAUCAAAAACCUUGGCUUGGAAACAUUGAUGAGAGGUUUAUUGGAAAAUGGAUAGAUGAUCUUUUGCUAAUGGUGUUGGGAGGAAUACCAUGGCAAGCCUAUUUUCAAAGAGUGCUGGCAUCUUCCUCCAUUAAAAAUGCUCAGAAAUUAUCAAUCGCAGGAGCAUUUGGUGGUUGUAUAAUGGGCAUCCCUUCGGUCCUAAUUGGCUCAGUUGCAGCUUCCACAGACUGGAAUCAGACUUCUUAUGGCUCCCAGUCACCUUAUGAGAGAAAUGAAGCUGCCAUGAUUUUACCAAUAGUUCUUCGAUAUCUGUGUCCUCCCUAUAUUUCCAUUUUUGGAAUUGGUGCCAUUGCAGCUGCGGUCAUGUCUUCAACUGACUCUUCUCUUCUUUCAUCAAGUUCCAUGUUCACACAUAAUAUCUACCGAAAGAUUCUCAGGCCAAAGGCAACAGAGAAAGAAAUUCUGUUCGCAAUGAAGACUACAGUCUUUUUAGUGACAGUACUUGCCACUGUCCUUGCUCUUUUUACCAACACUAUUUAUGGUCUUUAUGCAUUAAGUGCUGACUUGGUGUAUGUUAUCCUUUUUCCACAGCUUGUUUGUGUUCUGUAUGUUUCCUGUGUAAAUAGGCUGGGAUUUGUUACUGGAGUCCUGACAGCAGCAUUGCUUAGAAUUGCUGGAGGUGAACCUCUUUUUCAUUUUCCAGCUGCUAUCCACUUUCCUGGAGGUUAUUUCCAGGGCAGCGACUAUAUCCAGAUUUUCCCUUAUAAAACCUUUGCAAUGCUCUCAUCUUUGGUAGUGACUGUAACUUUGUCGUAUAUCAGCAAACUCAAAUGGCCGGACGGGUACAUAACUGUGUUUAAUUUGACAGAAAUAUCACGUGAGGUGACAACCUCUUCUUAAUCACAUGGACUGACUGGAAUCACAACAUAGGAAACAAUAUAUAACCCAAUCACAUUGGUAGGAAGGAGGUGGGAUUUAGUUUUCUCAUCAAGAGUGAUCACUAAAGUUCCUUCAGUGCCUGCCACUUAUAAGAUUGUUUCUGGAUGAAAAUAGUAAUAAGCAACAAAAUCAAUGCUUUGCGACCUUUCUAAUGACACUGCAUAAGUUUUGAGCAAUUUAUCUAGUGAAGCUUUGUGUCUCCAAUGAAAAGCCAUUCAGGUAUCUCAUACUAAAUAAAAAUCAAAAGAACUGCGGAUGCUGUAA
Molecule: messenger RNA, 2030 nt
Organism: Stegostoma tigrinum
Lineage: Eukaryota; Metazoa; Chordata; Chondrichthyes; Orectolobiformes; Stegostomatidae
Product: high-affinity choline transporter 1-like
Exons: 9
Coding region: 153-1727 (524 amino acids)
Biological process (GO): transmembrane transport; choline transport; acetylcholine biosynthetic process
Cellular component (GO): plasma membrane
Molecular function (GO): choline:sodium symporter activity
Source: RefSeq, a predicted model, not a curated record